AGACCAGAGAGCACAGAAAGAGGCAGGAGACCAGGGCCAAGGCCCGCCGGUGCUUCUUCAUCUUCUCCUCCUUCUUCCCCCUGUCAGAAGGCGGCACAUCCUCCCGGCAGCCGCCACUGCCGAAGCCAAGAUGGAGGAGCCGGAGCAGGAGCGCGAGGAUGGGACCGAUAAUCCUAAAGGCUGUGGCGCUGGCUGAGCGGCUCCUCAGUGGCUCGCGUCCUGGCAGCCCUCUCCGAGGGCCCCACAGCCGCGCGGACAGGGGCGCUUCACAGGACUCCGGGGACCGCCGCUGCUGCGGCCGCCGGCUCGUCCACGCCCGCCUCCAGAAGCCGCCGCCGCCGCCACUGCCACCCCGUAUCCUCCCCGCCCGCCCGGGGCCUUGCUCCGUGAGACCAGCGACCAACGGCCGCCGCGUACUCGCCUCUCAACAGCCAAUCGCCGGCGGGGCCGCGACACCUCACACACCGCUGAGCUGGAAAGCGACGCGUCACCCACGUCCCGCGGCGCCCACACCCCCACCAGCCUCUGCGUAGGCCACGCCCCCUCCGACGCCGCAGGCGGAGAAGCCGGAGGCAGGAGACCACAAAACGCAGGAGCAGACGCCGUCGCGGCUCCGCCGCCCCAGGUCCCGCCCCCUUGCGGGCUAGCGUUCAAAAGAGCCCCGUGAUCGUUCGCAUUCCCCCUUACAGUGGUCCGCCCCUCGUCCCGUGCGCGCUGAGUCCGCGCAAGCGCCCUUGGGAGUUGUAGUUUGCCUUCCAGAACCCGUUUUCUUCUUUCCCUGUCCCUCCUAGAAUCCAUGGUUUUGUUGCGGAAGUCUGUAGUUUCGCUGCUCACCACGAGACUGAUCAGCUUUGGAAGUGUUGCACUCUUUUCCUCUUUUGAGCACAGUUCGUGGGAUGGCCUAGAAUGACGGGGUUGAGGGUUGCGAGGGAAGCUGUACUAAUAAAAUUUAAAGACCCUUUCCCUGUAUCAAUGGACUGCCCCAUCGAGCUAGAUGUUGAUUGGUAGAUAGAAAGGGGCGAGCCAAGAAUCUCUCAUCUGAUUGGUUGUAGCGGAAAACCUUUCGCUUUUUCUUUCCUUCAGCAAGAAUUUCGCCGCUGGCCGGGUUCCUCACUUGAAGAGUGUUUCGUUGGUUUUCGUUCUGUUGCUUUCGAACUUUGGGUUCUCUGCGAUGGAGUCGGAAGGGAGGAGUUGUCUCCGUUAGAGGAGCACCCACAGACGCUCCAAGUCCUGAGGUUCACCGAAAGUGGGGAAGGCAGUCGCUUACACUCACCUAAGAGCAAGAAGUGACCACUUCUCAAUACUAAGUAACGGGCAGCAUGCCCAUUCCAAGUCUUUACGCCGCUGAGGGGACGGAGGCUGCAAUGGUCUGUGCCUUGGAACAUGGCAUAAUGUUUAGUGUGAAAAAUGUUUAAAGGUGGUGUUACUUAUUGUUCAUGUGGCCGUAGGGAAAAAACCCUCAGUAAAAUGCCCACCUAACGCCUAAUUUUGAGCCGCGGAAUUUCCUUAUGAACCUUCUAAGUUGAAUUGUAUGUUAAUUGUAGUCCCAAAGAACUGAAUGAUUUCACCCACUCUGUAAUUCUUGGAUAUAAGUCAGUUUGAUGUUAGAGAAAUUAUACAAAGGGUGAUAAUUUUGGUUUUAAAGGUGUUCACCCUGAACUGCCUUUUCUGGCAGUAAUUAGGUAACAGUUCCACUUAUCUGCUGAUGCUACUCUUAAUAUAUGACAAUAAAAUCCUUUCAUCUCUCA
Molecule: messenger RNA, 1748 nt
Organism: Macaca mulatta (Rhesus monkey)
Lineage: Eukaryota; Metazoa; Chordata; Mammalia; Primates; Cercopithecidae
Source: RefSeq, a predicted model, not a curated record